AUGUGUUAUGACAAAGCAAAACUUAAACAAGAGCACAAAAAGUUGGUAUCAAAUAUAACACAUGAGCAACAUGAUGUCUACAACACAAUAAUAAAUGAUGUAAAUUCAAAUCAAGGAGGAGUUUUUUUUGUCUACGGUUAUGGAGGAACUGGAAAGACAUUUGUUUGGAGAACUAUUUCGGCAGCAUUGAGAUCAAAGGGAGAAAUAGUUCAUAAUGUUGCUUCAAGUGGUAUAGCUUCUCUAAUAUUACCCGGAGGAAGGACUGUGCAUUCAAGGUUUGAAAUUCCCCUAAAGCCAAAUGAGGAUUCAACAUGUAAUAUCAAACAAGGUAGUCAUCUUGCAGAACUCAUUAUUAAGUGCAAACUUAUAAUUUGGGAUGAAGCACCAAUGAUGCAUAAGCGUUGCUUUGAAGCACUUGAUAGAAAUGGAGAAAUUCAGGGGCAGACAAUUGGAUGUGAAAACAUUACUAUUCCAAAAGAGAAUUUGUUGAAAUGUUCUAGAGAUCCCAUUGUAACUAUUGUGGAAAGUACAUAUCCAUCACACUCCAAUAUUUUUUAUGAUCCAACAUACUUGGAAAAUAGGGCAAUAUUGGCUCCAACACUUGAUGUGGUUGACUCUAUCAAUGAAUAUAUGACUUCUUUAAACACAUAUGAAGGAAAUACAUAUUUCAGCUUUGACAGUGCUUGCAGAUCAUAUUCAAAUAUUGAUCUAUUAGCUGAUGUGCACACGCCUGAAUUUUUGAAUGAGAUCAAGUGUUCUGGUGUGCCUAAUCAUGAACUCAGGCUGAAAGUAGGAACUCCGAUUAUGCUCUUGAGAAAUAUUGACCACUCAGUUGGUUUAUGUAAUGGGACAAUGAUGGUUAUUACUAAACUUGGAAAUCAUGUUUUAGAAGCAAAUGUAUUAUCUGGAAGUAGUGCAGGUCAUAAAAUCUUGAUUCCAAAAAUGGCAUUAACUCCUUCAUAUUUGAGACUGCCUUUUAAAUUUCAAAGAAGACGAUUCCCUCUAAUCGUCUCUUAUGCAAUGACGAUUAACAAGAGUCAAGGUCAAUAA
Molecule: messenger RNA, 1050 nt
Organism: Ipomoea triloba (trilobed morning glory)
Lineage: Eukaryota; Viridiplantae; Streptophyta; Magnoliopsida; Solanales; Convolvulaceae
Exons: 2
Coding region: 1-1050 (349 amino acids)
Biological process (GO): telomere maintenance; DNA repair
Molecular function (GO): DNA helicase activity
Source: RefSeq, a predicted model, not a curated record